AUGGUCCCCCAAGCUGCUCGAGAUGAUAGUAAGCCCACAGCCAGUUCCUCUCCCCGCUCGGGUCCAAAGCGGACCAAGAAGAAACGUCAUCAUCUUCAAAAUACAGAAGAGUCCCUGCCCGGUGUUCAAAAAAUCAAAUCCUCACUUCGCCAAACGCGACGGCUUUUGGCAAAAGAAAAUCUUGCCGCUGAUGUUCGUGUGGAGACUGAGCGAAGGUUGAAAGCGCUUGAGGCCGAGCUUGCUCGUGCUGAAAUAGCGAAGAAGGAGCGAACGUAUGCUAUGAAGUAUCAUAAAGUUAAAUUUUUUGAACGCCAGAAACUGGUCCGUAGGAUCAAGCAAGUCAAACGCGAUCUUACUUCGGCACAAGGGAAGGAGAGAGAAGGGUUAGAAGGCGAACUCGAAGGUCUGAGAGUGGACCUCAACUAUAUUCUGGUACGGGUCUCGAAUCUCAUGAAACAACACUACCCGAAGACCAAAAAGUACAUAUCACUUUUUCCUCCAGAAAGACGGCAAAUUGAUACCAUCUCGACAACUUCUGACGACAAUGACCAACGCGUUACGGUCCGUAAUCUCAUUCGAGACCAGAUGCGGCGUGGCGAAAUUAGCAAACAACCUGAAAAUGAGGUGGAAGGUGGCGGCCGACCAGUUACGUAUACUCCAGAUCAUUCCCAUAGAAAUGGAGAAGGAUCUCGUAGAAAGGACGAUCAGACUAGCUUGGCAGCACAUCGUACCACCGACGGAGAUGAUUUCUUUGGUGAGGACGGUGACACAGAAGCCUCCGGCGCAUCAGAAAUGUGA
Molecule: messenger RNA, 798 nt
Organism: Suillus bovinus
Lineage: Eukaryota; Fungi; Basidiomycota; Agaricomycetes; Boletales; Suillaceae
Exons: 3
Coding region: 1-798 (265 amino acids)
Biological process (GO): maturation of SSU-rRNA from tricistronic rRNA transcript (SSU-rRNA, 5.8S rRNA, LSU-rRNA)
Cellular component (GO): preribosome, small subunit precursor; nucleolus
Source: RefSeq, a predicted model, not a curated record